Molecule: messenger RNA, 1659 nt
Organism: Dissoconium aciculare CBS 342.82
Lineage: Eukaryota; Fungi; Ascomycota; Dothideomycetes; Mycosphaerellales; Dissoconiaceae
Product: cytochrome P450
Exons: 6
Coding region: 142-1659 (505 amino acids)
Molecular function (GO): heme binding; monooxygenase activity; oxidoreductase activity, acting on paired donors, with incorporation or reduction of molecular oxygen
Source: RefSeq, a predicted model, not a curated record
CGACAGGAGACUUAUGCAGCGAUCUGAGCAAUGAAUACUUGUAUUUACAAUGCCGCGAGACCGAGACCCACGGGCGCGCGUGUGUGAAUGUACUCUUCUCCUCUUUCUUCCUAAUCUUCGUGGUGCUCCCAACUCACUAAAAUGGAAAUCCUCGGCCAAAGCAGUGUUGCUCUGAUCAGCUACGGCUUGAUCGGCUACAUCGUUUUCCACCUCCUGCGUAAUUACCUCGAGCCAGGCCUUGUCGGAAUCCCAGGUCCUUUCCUCGCCAAAUUCACCGAGCUAUGGAAGCUCUAUCAAAUUUGGAACUGGACCUUCAAAUCGUCUCUUCCUGGACUCCAUGAGAAAUAUGAUUCGACUCUCAUCCGAGUAGGACCAAAGCAAUUGAGCUGCUCGGAUCCGAAAGCGGUGGAGCUGAUCUAUGGAUUUCAUACGGAUUUUCGGAAGUCCGAUAUGGUCAAGGCUAUGGCACCGGUGUACCAGGGCAAGAAGCAGCCAACCAUGUUCGCUGCUGCGGACAACAAAACUCACGCCGCCAUCCGACGGCCUGUCGCGGGGGCGUACAGCAUGACGAAGAUGCUGCAGCUCUUCAUCAAUCCUGGCAAAGCCUGCGAUAUGCACAAUUGGUUGCAAUACUACGCCUUCGAUAUCAUUCUCGAGAUGACUAUGAGCCGUAGCUUGGGCUUCAUGAAAGCGGGAGGGGAUGUCGACGGUGUGUUGGCGCAGCUACAAAAGGAUCUGGACUACCGCGGUAUCGCCCUAGCAAUGCCAAUAAUCGAUCGCAUCUGUCGCCUGAACCCUAUCAGCAAGUACUUCAAGCCAAAGCUGUCCGCCGUGUUCGCUCUACGCUGCAAGAAAAUCCUGGCAGAUCGUAUCGCUGAGGAGAAAUCCGGCAAAUACGAAGUCCAGCGACAGACGCGCCCUCACGACUUUACCUAUGCAUUCCUCGAGGCUCAGCGGAAAGAUCCAAGCAUCUCAGACGGUCAGCUCAUCGGUUAUGUACAAGCCAACCUGGUCGCCGGCAGCGAUACUACUGCUGUGGUCAUGCGCACAGCGCUGUACUACACGAUGAAGCAGCCAUGGAUCCACAAGCGCAUUCUGGCAGAACUGGACGCGCAGAAAGAACUCACAUAUCCUGUUCCCUACAAGACCGCCCGCUUCGAGCUACCAUUUUGUGCCGCCGUCGUCCGGGAGUCCCUACGCAAACACUUCGCCUUCAUCGGCAUGAUGGAGCGACAGGUGCCCGACGGUGGCGCAGAAAUGCCCGAUGGACGCCGUCUACCGGGUGGAACUGUCAUCGGAAUGCACGGAGAUCUCAUUGGAUUGAACAAGGACAUUUUCGGACAGGACGCCCACGAGUUCAACCCGCUCCGUUGGCUUCCUGGAGUUGAGGAGUCGACUUUUGACUUUGAGAGGCGACUCAAGGCGAUGAAUUCCCAUGACCUAGCCUUCGGCCAUGGACCCAGAGGUUGUAUCGGCAAACAUGUUGCCGAAAUGGAGAUUUACAAGUUUGUGCCGACGUUUUUCGGACUGAUCGAGCCGGAAUUUACACGACCUGGUCAGAUAUGGAGACUGCGGGAGUUAUUCGUGUUCAAACAAUUGGAUAUGGAUAUGCAAUUGAGAUGGAGAGAAGGAAAGUCGUUAGCUAGUUUGAAAUUGUAG